CCUGCAGCUGCCGCCGCCGCCGCCGCCCCGGGGCGAGAGUGACGGCGGCAGCGGCAGCGAAGAGGGCGGCGAGCCUUGCCGCCGAGAGUUCGUCGAGGCCCCCCCGCCCAAGGUGAAUCCGUGGACGAAAAACGCGGGGCCGACGGCUUUGGUCACUGUGAACGGACAGUCCCCGCCAGAGCAUUCUGCUCCGGCCAAAGUGGUGAGGGCAGCCAACCCAAAACCUCGAAAAGGCAGCAAGGUUAGUGAUUUUGGAGAUGCUACCAACUGGCCCACACCUGGAGAGAUAGCCCACAAGAGUGUCCAGCCCCAGCCCCAUAAGCCAGCUCCUCUUCGCAAACCACCCCCAAAGAAGGACAUGAAGGAACAGGAAAAAGGAGAGGGAAGUGACAAUAAGGAAAGUCCAAAGGCCAAGUCAGAUGAAUCUGGAGAAGAAAAGAAUGGGGAUGAUGAUAGCCAGAAAGCUGGGCAGAAGAAGAAAGGGAGCAAACACAAGUGGGUUCCAUUGCAAAUAGACAUGAAAUCAGAUGUGGCCCGGGACAAAACUGCUUUACGUACCAAUCGCCAGAAUGAACAGCUUCGCCAUCCCUCUGCCAGCCGUGGUGAGGUCAAAGGAACUGGGGAAGAAAGGAGCUAUCCCCCAGGCCCCCCCUCUUCCCCGGGGUGGCAUCCGGACAACAAACAGGAAAGGGCCUGGCCUGACCAUGAUGAGACGUCAAGCGUGAAGAGUGAGGGGGGAGCCAUUCGGGGCGCGUUCCGGGGCCGAGGCCGGGGGCGAGGCAGAGGCCGGGGUCGAGGCCGGGGCAACACUCGAUCCCACUUUGAUUACCAGUACGGCUACCGAAAGUAUGACUGCUCUGAUGGCUCUCGAACCCCCAAGUACCAAAGUAACAUCACCUAUUAUUUUGACAAUGUGAGCAGCAAUGAUCUAUAUAAUGUGGACCAGGAGCUGCUGAAAGACUACAUCAAGCGACAGAUUGAAUACUACUUCAGUGUGGACAACUUAGAGCGAGACUUCUUCCUACGACGUAAAAUGGAUAAUGACGGAUUCCUUCCUAUCACCCUCAUUGCCUCUUUCCACAGAGUGAAGGCCCUAACCACUGAAGUGGGCCUCAUCAUCCAGGCCCUAAAGGAUAGCAAGGUGGUUGAGAUUGUAGAGCAGAAGAUCCGAAGGAAGGAGCAACCUGAGAAGUGGCCCCUGCCAGGACCCACAAUGACAGAUUAUUCCCAGACUGACUUUUCUCAGCUCAUCAACUGCCCUGAAUUUGUGCCCCGACAGAGUUUCCAGAAGGAGACAGAAUCAGCACCAGGCUCUCCCCGCUCCGCCACUCCUGUGCCAACCAAGACAGAGGAGGUCAGCAACCUAAAGACACUACCCAAAGGCCUAUCAGCCAGCCUCCCUGACCUGGAUUCAGAGAAUUGGAUAGAGGUGAAGAAGAGGCCUCGGCCCUCUCCAGCAAGACCCAAGAAAGCAGAAGAGCCCAAGUUCUUACAGCAGACAGCUCCACUUCAGCAACUGAAAUCAAAGGACCAAGAUGAGCCAGAAGAGUUGGACUUCUUAUUUGAUGAGGAGAUGGAACAGAUGGAUGGGCGGAAGAACACUUUCACUGAUUGGUCAGAUGAGGACUCAGACUAUGAGAUAGAUGACAGGGAUGUCAACAAGAUCCUCAUUGUCACACAGACUCCACCAUACUUACGGCGCCACCCUGGAGGCGACCGUACUGGUAACCAUACCUCUCGGGCCAAGAUGAGUUCAGAGCUGGCCAAAGUUAUAAAUGAUGGGCUUUUCUACUAUGAGCAGGAUCUGUGGACAGAGAAAUUUGAACCUGAAUACUCCCAGAUCAAGCAAGAAGUUGAGAAUUUCAAAAAGGUAAACAUGAUCAGCCGGGAGCAAUUUGAUACAUUGACCCCUGAGCCCCCCGUUGACCCUAAUCAAGAAGUCCCACCUGGACCUCCACGAUUCCAGCAAGUUCCCACAGACGCCUUAGCCAACAAGCUGUUUGGUGCCCCUGAGCCCUCAACCAUUGCCCGAUCUCUGCCAACCACUGUCCCUGAGUCACCAAACUACCGCAACACCAGGACACCUCGGACACCCCGCACCCCCCAACUCAAAGAUGCAAGCCAGACAUCCCGAUUUUACCCAGUGGUGAAGGAAGGACGAACGAUAGACGCUAAGAUGCCCCGAAAAAGGAAGACACGGCAUAGCUCAAACCCACCCAUGGAGUGUCAUGUGGGAUGGGUCAUGGAUUCCCGUGAGCACAGGCCCCGGACAGCUUCCAUUAGCUCCAGCCCCUCGGAGGGCACGCCAGCUGUUGGCAGCUACGGCUGCACCCCACAGUCACUACCCAAGUUCCAGCAUCCUUCCCACGAGCUGCUCAAAGAGAAUGGCUUCACACAACAUGUCUACCACAAGUAUCGUCGGCGCUGCCUUAAUGAGCGGAAACGGCUGGGCAUUGGCCAGUCCCAGGAGAUGAAUACUCUUUUCCGCUUCUGGUCCUUCUUCCUCCGGGAUCACUUCAACAAGAAGAUGUAUGAAGAGUUUAAGCAGCUGGCUGUGGAAGAUGGCAAGGAGGGAUACCGGUAUGGUUUGGAGUGCCUUUUUCGAUAUUACAGUUAUGGUCUGGAAAAGAAGUUCCGACCAGAUAUAUUCAAGGAUUUCCAGGAUGAGACUGUGAAAGACUAUGAAGCGGGGCAGCUGUAUGGACUGGAAAAGUUCUGGGCCUUCUUAAAAUAUUCCAAAGCCAAAAACUUGGAUAUUGACCCCAAACUUCAAGAAUACCUCGGCAAAUUCCGACGUCUAGAAGAUUUCCGAGUGGAUCCCCCCAUGGGUGAGGAAGGCAGCCACAAGAGGUACGCAGCGCCGGCAGGAGGAGAAGUCAGGAAACGGUAUCCGUCCCAGUCUUCCAGCAAACCGGCCACAGCACCUAGCCAAGCCCACAUCCCACCUGCCAGCCAGUCUGCAAGGGAAGAUGCCAAAAUAUCAAGCCAGCCCUCAGACAUGCAGACUUUGGGAAAGUGAAGGGCUAUUUCCCACUUGGACUAGGGGAAGAAAGGGGACAUGAGAAUGGAGAGGUUGGAAUGAAGGUGGAAAAUCCAAGAACAGGCCACUACAGUGCACACAACUUGACAACAAGAGACUGGCUUCUGGCCACUGUGAUGACCCAUCAAAAGGAGACUCCCAUCCCCAUCCCUCCCCUUUCCCUCCCUUUCCCUUACAAGUCUUCAUGUCUUAGCUUAUUCGGCCUGGGGUGGGAAGGGGAGAGUUUGAGAGAGAUAUAGAUAUAUAUAUAUAUAGAUAUAUAUAUACGUGUG
Molecule: messenger RNA, 3312 nt
Organism: Gracilinanus agilis (Agile Gracile Mouse Opossum)
Lineage: Eukaryota; Metazoa; Chordata; Mammalia; Didelphimorphia; Didelphidae
Gene: LARP1
Product: La ribonucleoprotein 1, translational regulator
Exons: 20
Coding region: 359-3019 (886 amino acids)
Biological process (GO): positive regulation of translation; mRNA stabilization
Cellular component (GO): cytoplasmic stress granule; cytosol
Molecular function (GO): RNA cap binding
Source: RefSeq, a predicted model, not a curated record